AUGGCCUUCGAGAAGGAGCAUGGCAACCGCACGAUAGAAGAGAUGAAGGCGAGGCUUGGGCGCUUCAAGCCACACGUCAUGGAGGCGUGGCAAAUGCCUCUGCAGCAGAAUGAAUAUGACUGCGGCAUCUUCGUAUGCCAGUACAUUCAAGCGCUAGUGGAGGCAUGUUUCGAAGGUGCUGAGCAUGGGUUGCGGUUCAGCAUGAGCCCACUGGCAUACCGGCGUGUCAUACGGGAGGAUGUGUGCGCCCUGGCAGAAGGACGGCUGAUCGGCGAGCUCACGGCAGCUGGGCAUGAGAUCCCUCCUGGCAAUGAGAUUAGGAAACCACCUGAGCUUGAGGUGAUUGGUGAUGAGGUGGAGGAUAGGGAGUGGAGGGCGGAGAUGGCAGAGCGGAUGCAUAGGCUGGAGGUUCGCAAUGAGAGUCAGGCAGUGGCUAUUGCCAAGCUCGAGAGGCAACUGCGUGAGCUGAUGCUGUCCCGUACUCCACAGCCGGGCAUUGGCGGUGUCGAUACAGGGGAGGGAGAUGGUGAUGUGGGAGGGGACGCUGCAGGAGAGGGACAUGUUGAUGUGGGAGGGGACGCUACAGGGGAGGGACAUGGGGAUGCGGGAGGGGAUGCUGUAGGGGAGGGACAUGGGGAUGUGGGAGGGAACAACGCUGGCACACAUGACAGCAUGAGAGGUGCACAUGGCGAGGGUCCUGUGGCUGACGUUGAGACGGGUGUAGGUGGGAAUAACAGUAAGCUUGAAAAAGAUGGAGAUGGUGAUAUGGCGGACGGUGCGAGGAGGGACAAUGAGGAAGUGGGGGUGCGUGAUGAAGGUGCCAAAGGCUUCGCGCCCCGGAAUUCACGCCGCCUAAAGUUUAGCGCGACUAGUAUCAGCUGUCGCCACUGGCUCUUCGCGGACGCGCUUGUAACAAGUUCCGUCGCGCGGGGGAAAGCGCUGCCAAUCCGCGCGGAGGACGCGCGGGCGGAGAGACUUGUGGGGAAUGCGGAGAAGGACCCGCGCGGGGAUGCGGAGGAGGGCGCGCGGGGAGCGCUGCGGAGAGACAUGUUUCCGCCCGGGUUCCUGUUUGGCACCGCCACUGCCGCCUACCAGGUGGAGGGGGCAGCGCGGGAAGGAGGGCGAGGAGCCAGCAUCUGGGACGUGUUCGCCCACACGCCAGGAAGGACACACAACGGGGACACAGGUGACGUGGCGUGCGAUCAAUACCACCGAUACGAGGAGGACGUGGCACUGAUGAGGCAUUUGGGCUUCUCAGCCUACCGCUUCUCCAUCAGCUGGUCGCGCAUCCUCCCGUCGGGGCGGCAGCCAGUGAACCAGGAGGGCGUGGAGUAUUACAACCGCCUCAUUGACUGCUUGCUCCGUAAUGGCAUCACGCCGUGUGUGACGCUCUUCCACUGGGACCUGCCGCAGGCACUGGAGGAGGAGUUUGGCGGAUUCAGAGGCGAGGCCAUCGUUGGUGCAUUCAGGGAAUAUGCACGGCUCUGCUUCUCUCUCUUGGGCGACAGAGUGCCCUACUGGCUCACCUUCAACGAGCCCUACACCUUUGCCCUCAAGGGCUACGCCGUGGGGGACUUUGCGCCCGGGCGCUGCUCCGACCGGCAGUGCUGUGCGGAGGGCGAUGGGGCGGUGGAGCCGUAUGUGGUGGUGCACCACAUGCUGCUGGCUCACGCUGCUGCUGUGGACUGUUAUAGGAGGGAAUUCGAGCCACAGCAGGGGGGGCAAAUCGGCAUUGCGGUGGACAGCGAAUGGGCGGAGCCUUUCUCUCAGCACCCAGAUGACGUGGCAGCUGCUGAUAGGCGCAUGCAGUUCAACCUCGGAUGGCUGCUGCACCCCAUAUUCUUUGGCGCCUAUCCACCCGCCAUGCGCCACUACAUGGGCCCCCGCCUGCCCUCCUUCUCCCCCUUACAAGCUGCCUCGCUUAAAGGCAGUGUGGACUUUGUGGGGCUCAACCACUACACGUCCAGAUACAUUGCACAUGCAGAUGCGCGAGAGGGGGGCGAGAAAGGCAGGCUGUGGAGCUACUUUGAUGAUCAGCAUGUUACUGUUCAUGUUGAACGUGAUGGCCGCCUGAUUGGCCAGCAGGCGGCGUCCCCAUGGCUGUACGAGGUGCCGUGGGGCUUCCAGAAGCUGCUCAUGCACAUCACCACCACAUACGGGGCACCACCCAUCUACAUCACAGAGAAUGGUCUAGAUGAAGGGGACGACCCAUCGCUGCCGCUGCACGUGGCCACCAGUGACCCGCACCGCAUCCGCUACUACCACGCGUACCUCUCGCAUCUUCUCCGCGCAAUAAGGCAAGGGGCGGAUGUGCGGGGGUACAUGGCAUGGUCGUGGAUGGACAACUUCGAGUGGCAGAUGGGGUACUCGCGCCGCUUUGGCCUCGUGCAUGUGGACCGCACCCGUGGGUUGAAAAGAACACCCAAAGCGUCUGCGCUCUGGUGGCAGGGGCUUUUAUCGGGGAUGCUUGUGUAUGAUUCAUAG
Molecule: messenger RNA, 2484 nt
Organism: Closterium sp. NIES-65
Lineage: Eukaryota; Viridiplantae; Streptophyta; Zygnematophyceae; Desmidiales; Closteriaceae
Source: the annotation of a GenBank genome assembly